AUGGAGGUGGAUGAGCUGAAAUCCCACACACUGAGCCAGGCGCCGCAGCAAGCUGUCACAGAGAGAGCAACUUCAGCGCAGAGUUCCACUGGUGAGCUUCCAGAGGCUUUGACAACAUUUCCAGCAUAUGGCGAUGGGGAAGAAAUUCUCCUGGUGGAUGAAGUUGACGUCUUCUUUGGGAGCGAUUUCUAUGGUCAAACCCACAAUCAAGUGGCUGUUCUGGCUUUUCUGGAGGUUCAGGCGCUUUUGAGGGAGAUUUGGAAAAACAGGGACAAUGCAGCAAACCUGCGUGCUUUCAACCAGCAGGUCUUUGAGUGGAAGGAGUUCAAAGCUUUGCUGCAGAAAUUCCCAGAUUUUUCCGACAUGGUGAAAUCAGAGGUGACCCAAAUGUGUGCCGACAUGAAGGACCACCUGGAGACAGGCAACGACUACAUCUUCAAUGGGUCCAAGAUUGGCUACAAGGUCAUGGAUGGCAUUGCAUACGAUGUGGUGAAGGGCUACAAGACAGCGUUUGCAUACUUGCAAGAAGCGAGCAAAGGCCAUGUAGAUGAAGCCAUUUUGCAGAAGGUCUUGGCGCUUCGAAUUCCAUGUUGCCGUUUCUCCUAUGCAAACUUGGGUUCGUCCCCAAAGAUCUUGGGAGUGUCGGGAACCAUUGAAGCCCUCGGCAAGUACGAAUGGACGGUGAUGCAACGCUUUGGCAUCAGCAGCUACACGCUGGUUCCAUCCGUCUAUGGCCGCAACAACUUUGCAUUCCUGAAUCAAGCCCAUGGUAUGCCCAUCACUAUUUCGACUGACAAGGACCACUCCUUUGACAUCUUCACCCAGGUCACCAAGAAGGUUCAAGAGGAUCGCGCGGUCAUUGUCUUCUUUCGUGAUGUGCAGCAGGUCAUUGAUUUCAUGCAGUCGACUUACUACAGCAAAGUUGUGAACAAGAACGCUCUUCUUCCAAAUCUUCUUGAUGCGGACAAGGACUGGAUCGCCAAAAAAGCGGCCACCAAUCGCCAGGUGACAUUCGCUCCUGCAAUUUUUGGCCGUGGCACGGACUUUUGCUGUUUUGACGAAAAACUCGAGCAGGCCGGCGGGGUGCACAUCAUCCAAGCCUUCUUCUCAGACGACGAGAGCGAAGAGGUUCAAAUUCAGGGCCGCACAGCCCGGCAAGGGAAAAGUGGUACCUACUCCAUCAUUUUGGCUGACUCGGAGGUGAAAGACUUGGGUUUGGAUCCGGCCAGCCUGCGCAAUAUGCAAGCCCAGGCAUGCUAUGGGGCACUCUGUCAGGCAAGGGAGAGGAAACGAGAUCGUUUUGUUAAAGAAAUGGAAGCGAAGUUGAAGAAAGCCAACGCCUUUGAUUCCAAAUCUCAUGCGUACUUGGAUGCCCUCCUUGCCGGAGAUUCUUGCCUGGCAACAGACCGACUCAAAGACUUGUACCGGCAACUCGGUCGUGCAGGCCUGCGUGCAGCAGCUGCAUACCACUUUGUAUGCUGCUACGAUGAGUCUGGAUCAAUGAGAGGGCCUCCGUGGCAGCAACUGAAAGCAGCGCAUUCUGCAUUCAUGCAAAAACUGCAGCACCAGCCUUCAGCGAAAGUAUCAAUUGUCCAGUUUGACUGUUCAUCCCGCACUGUCUUGGAGUUUGGUGACGCGGCUCAGGCGGCUCGAACCAAUUUAGAGGGCAACUGGGGAGGCACUUGUUUUGAGCCAGCGCUGGGAGAAGCCCUCAGACUGAUGCGUGCCGGUUCUCAGAAGUUCUUAUCGCUGACGCCUGUCUUACUCUUCAUGUCUGAUGGCGAAAACAUCGAUGGAGAUUGCAUCCAGACCAUCACCAACAUGCAGCGAGAGUUUCCUGCCUUGGUGUUCCAUGCGGUGAUCUUCAGGAAAUCGGACUCUGCCAGGCUUCGAGGGAUGGUGGGUGCCGCAUCCAAUGGCCAUUUCCACAUCUCCAUCAACGGUGUUCAGCUGGUGGAGACCUUCUCCAGCAUCGCCAGCAGCCUGGAGUACACGGGCCGUGUGACAAGUUGCACAACAUCUUUGGCCGAGCGGGAGCGGGUGGCCAAGCGCCAGUUGUCAAAAUUUGUCAAGCAGCAGGUCUUCCCAAAGCUUGGACCAAGAUCAGUUCGCGUCUUCACGGAGCGAGAUGAAAUGGCCAGCAUCCCAGGCACAUCGCCACCCUUAUCCUACCACACUCUGGUGGUGAAUGCUGGUGAGCCACGCUCAAAAUCUGAUCCACCUGGAUUUGUAGCUUUGAGUUCGUUGCUUGCAGCGAACGUUGUAACGUUUGGAUGUUGGAGUGUUGCAAACGGUCGUGAGAAUGGCCAGAUGCGGAACACGAUGCUGGGACACUUUUUGUGUAGUCGAUCGCAUCUUCAGAAAGGGCGUUGGCACACACUGCUCACAUCAUGCAUUUUCCAUCAGCGCCCAGCGCAUUGCAUUUUCAACACCUGUGCUCUCUGGACGGUUGGACGGAUUGCAGCCGAACAUUUGACAAACGUCGAGCUGGCUGGUUUGUUUGCAGCCUGUGGCCUUGGGUCUAGCACUGGCCACGUGCUUCUACACCGUCGCCCAGUGUUGGGUGCUAGCGGCAUGUUGAUGGGUGUAUUCACGACCAGCAGCAUGCUUCAACCAGAGCGUCGACUGUCAGUUGUGGCACCUUUCGAGGGUUGGAUGCCAAUCGCAGACUUGACACAUUUGUUUGUUGGAGUAAAUUGCAUUGGAUUUGCCUUGCGGCGCUCCCCGCUUUUUCAACAUGUUGCCUGGGCAGCGCAUAUUGCGGGAGCCGCUGCUGGAUAUGGUGUGGGAUGGCUGUCUUACUUUGCAGGAGAUAAACGUUUUGCAGAUCCGUUGGCCAUCCAUAAGAAGAUCGCCAGAAUGAUGCUCGACACGACUACGAGUAGGGCGGGCAGGACUGCAACUGCCACCGAUUUCCCGUGUCGCUUCAUGGCCAUUGCCUCAGGAGCCUUCGUCUUGCCAGAGCCCGCCCAUCCCCAGUCCCGACGAAGUUUGCUCACAGGAGCGCUUUUUGCUGGACUCCCGAUCGCUAGCUUGAUUGAUCCUGAACCCGCAGCAGCUCGUAUAGUGACAUUAGGUUUGCCGUGCCGCUGCUGCGAACGCGAUUGGUGUGCCACUUCGUGUGUGGAAGCCAGCGAUGGUUUCGAGACGAAGUGCAACUGCCACGAGUUUUUGAGCGAGUUGGUCUCCUCGGAACAGAAGGUGGUAUCUGGUGGCCUCUACAAGUUGCCGGCAGAUGCCUCGAGAGCGAGACUGGAUGCAAUGGAUGCUGGUCUUGGAGAAGAGGGCUGGGCAAGUCAGCUUGGCUGGAAAGAUGCUAAUUUGCUGAAGUGGAAUCCAGAGGAUGGCUCCCAUUUGAAGGUGAAGACAUCCACGCUGGAUGGAGCUGGAGAAGGGCUAUUCACCACUGAAGCGCUUCCGGCGAACACUGUGUUGCCUCCUUACCAGGGAAAACCCCUGAGUAUUGCAGAGUUUCGGACGAUGCGGGGCACCAGAGACAUGGACUACGUUUGGUGCCCACUGAGAGAAGAGGGGUUGUUCAAUUUCACCGACGAUCAAUUAGUCGCGGCAGAGAAGGCUGGAGCUGCCACCACUUUUUGCAUCGAUGGACGAGAAACAGCCGAAAAGAAUCCCACUCGAUAUAUCAACGCAGCACGGUCAAAGGAGCAGUGUAAGAAGGUGAACGUGAAGAUUUGCGAGUUUGGUGAUGUUGCAUAUUUCAGGACCACCAAGGAUGUGAAGAGAGGAGCCGAGCUCAUCACAGAUUAUGGCAGCGAAUAUUGGGAGGACUUUGAAGGUUGUUGA
Cladocopium goreaui is the source of this 3804-nucleotide messenger RNA. NCBI's taxonomy places the organism in Eukaryota, Dinophyceae, Suessiales, Symbiodiniaceae. The record is from the annotation of a GenBank genome assembly.